AUGAUGAUGGUCCCUCGCUCCUUUGUCCAGAACCCUCUGGCCCUGUCACAGAGGCGGCGGUCGGAUUUCGGCGAGAAGGAGGCCUUGUCUACCCAGCGAUCUAUCAAUAGCAGAUCUCGCUCUCCGUCGCCUUCAGCCUUAUCCCGACCACUGUCGCAGUCGCCAGACUCAGAGACCAGGUAUCAACCUUCAUCCGACCCUGUAAGAAUCCCAAGUCGAAACACCAGAGGCAAACCCCCAAAACCCGAGAGACCUGCUCCGACCACCCUCCAGAUUCCCACAUCCGCUGCUGCAAACUUGCCUCGGACAGGACCUCCAAGGAGAGAGUCGGUCCAAGACAUCCUCUCUUCGACAACAAUCCCCAUCAGGAAGAAGCCCAGGCAACGGCCGGCCCAGCGCUUACCCAAUUGCGACUAUGUUGCUGAUUUCAGCAAGCUCCUGAGAGAUGACGUACAGUCGCAAGGAGACGCACACUUGUCGGGCAGUUGGACAAAUCCCCAGUUUGAAGGCCUAUUCGGAAAUAUCGAUGGCUUUAUCGAGGAUCAGGUGAUUGUCGGAAGCGAGGGUGUGGAUGCCAGUCUCUUAUCCACCCGGUCCCUCUCAAGCGACUCCAUGCCGUCUUUGGCCUCCCCAGACGACUUCAGCACCAACGACAUGCCUAGUGUCUCCCCAGCCACCAUCCGAUCCCCUGCUGAUCCUAGAUUACGACAAGUUGCCAGUUCCGAAGACUGUAGCAAUCAACAUCCUCUGCUUUCUCGAGACGACGAUUGCCAAUUCAGCGGAGCCUCAACUCCUGAAUUGCUGGUAUCCUCUCCUCCAAAGCCAAGACGAAGAGAUGUUUUAGAACAGAAGGCACAUCGUUCUUUUAAAUCCAGCCUCACUGCAUCAUUAAAAGCAUUGAAGUCUGCCGCUCAAACUGUGUCCAAUAUCGCCACCACUCCUCCACUUGUUCCACCCGACGAAUUCCUAGGUGCUUCCAUUUUCGAGUUUAAACCCGAGCUCACCGAUGAUCGACGACCUCCUCCAUCGGUCGAACCGCCUUCGGCCGCGAUGAGGAGAUACCUGAACCCGAGGGCGACCAUGCCAGCUGAUUCACCUGCUCAAUUGCAUUUCUGGCUGGAUGAGAAGCCCGACCCUCAUUCGAAAGUUGUGGGAAAUCGCAAACCCAAGCUCAAGACCAAGAAGAAGAACCAGCCAGCAAGCUCUAAUUCAUCGAAGCUGAAGAACUCCAGGAACCGUACCGCUCUACUUCCAUCUGUUGUUCAGCUGUCCACAUGCAUUCCUUCGACAAUCCGAACUGCCAACGCGUCAAGUCCGCCAACGUGGCUUGAACCGGAUGGAACUCCAAGCAACAAACACCGUGCCGCUCAAGCACUCACCGACGGGACAGCCGACUCUCCCCACGGUGAAGGACAGCCUCGACCUCGAGAGCCUCGCGAGAACAGAGACUUCCUCCGCGUAUAUGUGUGCGAGCUGAACAUGCGUAAAUGUGGAAAGUUAGCCGAUGAAGCCCAUGGCCACGCCAAGUUAUGGUUGCCUCCUGUCACCGAGGACAACAAAGACAAGAAGAACAAGCAAGGAGAAGAGAUCGAAAAGAAAACCGGCGUGGAUCGGUGGCCGAGCUGGACGAGUGAUGAUAUAUGA
This is a messenger RNA of Exophiala aquamarina CBS 119918, 1644 nucleotides long. RefSeq lists its product as uncharacterized. The record is from RefSeq and is a predicted model, not a curated record. Lineage: Eukaryota; Fungi; Ascomycota; Eurotiomycetes; Chaetothyriales; Herpotrichiellaceae. The transcript has a single exon. The coding region runs from base 1 to 1644 and encodes 547 amino acids.